AUGGCUCCCAUCGACCCGUUCAUCAAUGCCGCAGAUCUUUUGGCCGUAGCCCAGCCUUUGCUCACCUCAUUACAGAUCGGUGGGCUCGUUACAUGGGGCUUGCAGGGGGUGUUGUGUGUUCAAGUUUACAACUACUACCUAAGCUUCCCCGACGAUCCCAAGUACAUGAAGGGGCUGGUGUAUUCUUGUUUGGCUCUGGAACUGGCACAGACGCUCAUGGUCACUCGGGAUACACAUCUGGUUUUCGCUGCUGGCUAUGGGGAUCUGAUGGCCUUGGAUCAUCUCCACCUUCUUUGGCUCACGCUUCCAAUACUGGGCGGAAUAGUUGGCCUGUUAUGCCAUCUAACCUUCGCUUGGCGCAUUUCAUUAUUAUCAGGAUCAAAGAUUGUAGGCGUGAUAAUCGCCGCUCUCGCGAUUGCCGGAGCGGUUGCAGCUUUUGUCUUUGGAGGUAAAAUGCACUCCGCCCAGUCCCUAUCCAACCUUGUUCUGAUCAAACACAUCUAUCUCGUUUGCGGUCUCUGGAAUGGCUUGGGUGCUGCAUGCGACAUAGUAAUUGCUGGUUGUAUGACCUACUGUCUAUCGAGGAGUCAAACAGGCUUUAGAAACACCGAUUUGCUGCUUACAAGAAUCAUGCGCUUGACCAUUGAGACAGGUGUUUUCACAGCCACUGCCUCUAUAUGCAGUGCAGUCCUCUUUGUGGGCUUCCGCGAGAAAAUGACGACAAGCGUCUACUUUGUCAUCCCUGCCAUCAUGCUCACAAAGCUCUAUGCUAUUACAAUCGUUGCCACCUUCAACAACCGUCCCGACGCCGUUGGCGGGCCACCACCGCUCUCAGACGUUGAUAAUUCGUUUGACGACAAUAAAACAUAUUCACGCAAUUUUGAUCGCAUCCAGGGAGAGAUUCGUAUUGGCCGCACGGUCGUCCAGCAGGUGUGGCAAGAUGAGGUUCCAAUGAGCCACUUAAAUAUAUACAGGGGUGAUGAAGCCAAUUCGAUCAAGGACGAUACUGCAUCCCAAGCUUCCGGAAAGGCACCUGAAAGCCUGUCGCCAAAUGACGAACGCGCGACAAGGCCUUUAAAAAUUUGA
Psilocybe cubensis is the source of this 1086-nucleotide messenger RNA. RefSeq lists its product as uncharacterized. NCBI's taxonomy places the organism in Eukaryota, Fungi, Basidiomycota, Agaricomycetes, Agaricales, Agrocybaceae. The record is from RefSeq and is a predicted model, not a curated record. The coding region runs from base 1 to 1086 and encodes 361 amino acids. The transcript is spliced from 10 exons.